Molecule: messenger RNA, 1133 nt
Organism: Diorhabda sublineata
Lineage: Eukaryota; Metazoa; Arthropoda; Insecta; Coleoptera; Chrysomelidae
Product: zinc finger CCCH domain-containing protein 8
Exons: 3
Coding region: 369-962 (197 amino acids)
Molecular function (GO): metal ion binding
Source: RefSeq, a predicted model, not a curated record
CUUUCUGGCUUUUUGAAAAUGACAAUACCUGUUGACAAUUGACAGUAGUGAAAUAGAAUAGAAUAGUUCGUUCUCUUAGUUGGUAACAUAAUAGUGAAUAAAAAAGUUUUUUCAAAUAUCUAAGAUCCUACGAUAAAAUGUAACAAAAAUAGCGUAAAUAUGAUGAAAUACAGAUUUAUUGAUUUCAAAUAGAUUCAAAUCUAAUGAUAUAUCAUUCUACUAUCCUGAUAAAUUGUAUUAUUCGCUGACAUAUGACAGCUGAAAAGAGGUCAAAUUGAGAACGUAGUUGAUAUAUUGACGAGAUUGAUGAUGGGAUUGUAAACAAGAUAUUAAUAAAUGCAAUAUUAAUUAUUAUUUUGUGUAUAAACAUGUCUUUGGUCCCAGAUUAUGAUUCAUCAAGUCCUAGCUCGUCUAGUUCUUCAAUUAGUGAUUCGGAAGGAGAAAAUAUACAAAUAAAGAAAUUGCAAGUUAACAUCAAAACUAAACUACCUACACCUACUUUUGGAGCCUCUAAUGAUUUACAAAAUAAAUUAUCAAAGACUUCGGUUUUCAAAAACCCAUUUGUAGAAGCAGAAAAUGCAAAAGAAGCCAUUUUGGAAAAGCAUGUGAAAAUGGUAGAUGCAAAAGACAAUACGGUUAUUAUAAACGGCAAGAAAAUUUGUUGGAAUUAUAGAAAAGGCAGAUGUAGAUUUGGACAUAAAUGUAAAUACGCACAUGAUUCAGAUAUCCAAAAGACAAAAGAGCAAAUAGAGGUUGAAAAAGCAGUUACAAUUAAUAAUUCCAUCGUUUGUGAAAAUAUUCUCAGUGGAAUGAAAUCAAAACCUGUUAAAACAACUGAUGAAAGAUCUGACAAUGAAGAAGGAAAUACAAAGAAUAAACAGAAAAGGAAGAGACCAGGAUUAACACAAGGAUUAAUCCCUGGUAAAAAAAUUAUGAAACAGUAUUUAGAUCAAAAGACUUAGUGCAAAAUUGAGAUUAAAUUAUUAUCAAGUACAAAUUUUAAAGUCUAUAAGAUACAAGCACUUUGAUGGAUUAAAAAAUGGAGAUUGUGUUCUACUGUAAAUAAAUAUCAAUCAUGUAUAUUGUUUCUUUAAUUAUAUCACAUUAAAACACUCACACAUUGAUGAAACUUA